UUAAGUUGCUGGUAUUUUUAUUAUAUAUAUAGCAAAAUAUUAUGAUUUUAUUUGUGUUUAUUUGUUCAUUUAUUCAGAGGUUGUUCCCAAGAAAAUUCUAAAGAUUAUGAAUGUCCCAAACUUGACCAGGGAAAAUGUAGCUAGCCACUUACAGAAAUAUCGCAAAUUUCUGCGUGAUGUCAAUGAGAAAGGAAUGAUCGGAGGAAUAUCACAAAGAGCAUUAAGAUCUAGGUUUGCAUCAAGUCUUCCCAUGUCAUUAAUAAAGACUAUGCAAGAAAAAAGAGCAAACAAGUUUCACACCCCAACUUUUGAAAAUUUGCAAACAUUAUCAUAUCAAACCGAAAAUCAAAACAAUUAUUUUAACCUUUUCAAUAGAUUUCCAUCGCGCCAAAUUAAUAAUUUCCCUUAUGUACAAAAAGCCCCAAAUCUUCAAUAUUUGAAUCAAUUUAGUCUUGAAAAAUCAAAUUUGGAACCUAAUAUUGGUUCGAACAAUAGUAUCUAUGACCAAAAUCCAAUUGGAAUAAACUCUUCGAAUAGUUCAUUUUUUCCGGUAAAGAAUCUAUUAUAUGAUGGCGGCUCUAGUUCUAGUAGCUUUUCAUCAUCUGGAGGUGGACAAGGAUGGACUACUUCUUCAACAACUUCAUCUUCAAGUUUCUUAACAAGAGACUUGAACUUCAAUGACAUGAGUCUUGAUAAUAAGUCAUUCAAAGGUGGUAAUGAAAUCUCUCCUCAAGCUGAAAUCACAUCAUGUAGGAUGAAAGAGUUACCAAUAAGUUCAAAUGAAAGUUCUAAAAAGUUGCAAGGAAAUAAUGGAUUUUCAAAUGAGGGAUCAUCUGAUAGAUUUACAAGAGACAAAGAGUCUAAAAAAAGUACAUCAACUAAUGAUCUGGAAUUUGAUAUGGAUAUUGUUGAAGCCUUGUUUGGUACUAUAGACGACUAA
Molecule: messenger RNA, 940 nt
Organism: Vicia villosa (hairy vetch)
Lineage: Eukaryota; Viridiplantae; Streptophyta; Magnoliopsida; Fabales; Fabaceae
Product: putative two-component response regulator ARR13
Exons: 5
Coding region: 107-940 (277 amino acids)
Biological process (GO): regulation of DNA-templated transcription
Cellular component (GO): nucleus
Molecular function (GO): DNA-binding transcription factor activity
Source: RefSeq, a predicted model, not a curated record